CUCAGUUUGUUUCCCGUCGGACAGAUAAGUGGACGGAACCCAAACAGCCACGUAGUAAAAGGCGAAGCUCGCAGAAAGGUGAUUCCUUGGACACUGCUCCCUUUCUCCUAAGAAGAUGGUUUUGUGAGACGUUUUUUUCCAAAGGUGCACCAGCAGUGUUGUGACUGUUCAAUUUCGUAAUGGAAAUGGAUGCUAACCCUUCAGAAGCAACUCAAAUGGAGGAUAAUCAAGAAGACCGUGUUAUAAAAUCCAAACUGGAAGGUGAUACACAAUUAAUACAACAAGGGCUGGACAGCACACCGAACACAGAGGGAAAUACUCAUAAUGGGCUUCUCUUCCCCCGUUCUCUUUCAGGGCCUGUCAGUUCGGAGGUGAUGCCAAAUGGAAACGGACUGGCGGAGGACUUUAGCGCUGCGGAGGACACCCAUAUAAAUGGGCCCCUCCCUCCCCAGAGCACCAGCUCCCCCGUCAACUCCCAGACCCAAGAGCCCUCCCCAGGUUUGGCAGAUUUUCCACCCAUGAUGCUAGAGAGGUCUGAGGGGGCUAGUGCUGAGUUCACGGUUCACACGGGCGACUCAUUGCAGUCACUCAGGCUCAGUAUGCCUAUGCAGGAGACAGAAUUGUCCAACGAGAGGCCGUCGUUAGAGAUGGAGAACGAGGAGAAGAUCCGCCUGGAUGCUCGCCGCCGUCUGGAGGAGCAGCUGAAACAGUACAGAGUGCAGAGACAUAAGGAGAGGUCCCACCGCACCACCACCAAGAGCCGGCUCUUCAGCACCCUGGAUCCAGAGCUCAUGCUGCACCCUGAGGACCUGCCCCGGGCCAACACUUCUUCCAUGACCACGGAGUACUCCUUCCUGAGGACCAGUGUUCCCCGCGGGCCCAAACUGGGAAGCUUGGGAAUUCCCCCUGCCAGGGAGAAGAAGUCCAGAUCACCCCGCCCGAACAAGAUCCACUCCCUGGCUGACUACAAGUCUCCUGGGAACGAUGGCCGAGGUGACGGAGGAGGAGGAGGAGGAGGAGGAGGAGGAGGAGGAGACAGCUCCAUGAACUCCCUGCACUCCACCAUGAGCUCAGUGUCCACCCUGUCGGAGGUCAGUGUGACGUCAGAGGGCAGCACCGGUCAGACGGAGGCCCAGCCCGGCGCCUCGCUCCAAACCGGAGACAGCGUGUCUGAAAUUGACGGCAGUGAAUCCGGGACAAGGCCGGGGAACGAUGGCAACGACAGCGACAGCUCGUCCUACAGCAGCGUGUCGACCAGAGGGCAGUUCAGGACGCUCGCUGCGGCAGUGGAGCGGCAGCGGGGGGGCUACACAGUGGAGGGGAGGGAGAUUGCCGCCGAAGCCAUGGGUCAGUUCCCCUCCCUGCAGGAGGUGCUGCAGGCGGCCAGCGACGAGCGGCACCUGCUGGAGCUGGAGCAGCAGGGAGGAGGGACAGCGGAGCCGCGCAGCCGCAGGGACAGCUUCUCCAGCAGUGUCUCUUUGGAGAGUUCAGUGAUGGGCCACGAUGAGAUGCUGCAGGUGUUGAAGGAGAAGAUGAGGCUGGAGGGUCAGCUGGAAUCUCUCUCAUCGGAGGCCAAUCAGGCUCUCAAGGAGAAGACGGAGCUUCAGGCCCAGCUCGCCACAGUGAACGCUCAGCUGCAGGCGAAGAAGGCGGAGGCUCAGGUCAGCCAGGAGAAGCAGAGCGCCCUCACUGCAGAGGUCGGCACGCUGCGGCAGAGCUCCAGCCGGCUGGAGAAGGCCAUGGUGGAGCUGCAAGGGAGUCUGGAGAACAAGAACGCCAGCCUGACCUCCCUCAGCAACGACCUGAAGGUGGCUGAAGACCAGUACAACCGGCUGAUGGGGAAGGUGGAGGAGAUGCAACACACUGUCACCUCUAGAGACAACACAGUCCAGGAGUUGCGUCAGCAGAUGGGUGGUCUCCAGAGCCAGCUCCAGCAGGUGCAGCUGGAGCGCAGCACCCUGCAGAGCCGCAUGAAGACCUCCCAGGCCGAGAUAGACUCCCUGCAGCAGCUCAGGCAGUGGUACCAGCAGCAGCUAGCCAUGGCCCAGGAGGCGAGAGUUCGGCUGCAGAGCGAAAUGGCCAACAUGCAGGCUGGGCAGAUGACUCAGAUCGGUGUGCUGGAGCAUCUGAAGCUGGAGAAUGUGACCCUGUCCCACCAGCUCACCGAGACCCAGCACCGCUCCAUUAAAGAUAAAGAGCGGAUUGCUGUUCAGCUGCAGAGCAUCGAGGCCGACAUGCUGAGCCAGGAAUCCUCUUAUAAGCAAAUCCAGGAUGCGAAGAACAUGGUGGAGGAUGAUUUGCAGCACAAACUGGAGGAGUUUGAGGACGAGCGAGAGCACUUAACUAAACUGGCCAACACCGCCAGCACCCUGGAGAGGGAACUGGAGCAGGCAAAGUUGAUCCUUUCCCAGAAGGACGUGCAGCUGCAGUCUCUCCAGAAGGAUCAUCUGGAGCUGAUGCGCCAGCUGACUAGCACUCAGGAAGACCUGCAGACCAAAGAGCAGUCCAUCAACCAGCUGGAGGCCCGCUUCCUGGAGCUGGAGGCGCAGCUGGCCGAGCUGCAGACGGACGGCAGCGCCAAGGACGACAACAUCCAGUACCUCCAGAACGAGAAGAUCGUCCUGGAGGUGGCGCUGCAGGCCGCCCGGGCCGACAAGAGCCAACUGGACGAGGGGGCUGAGCGUCUCGGGGAGGAUGUUCUGGUGGCUUCAGACAUCUUGGAUCAGCUCCGGCAGGAAGUCCAGGUCAAAACCAACCAGAUUGAAACUCUUCAACAAGAAAACGGCUCCCUGAAGAAACACGCUCAGAAGCUGAAGGAGCAGUAUCAACAACAGAAGGUGAUGGUGGAAGCCUACCGCCGGGACGCCAGCUCCAAAGAACAGCUGAUCAGCGAGCUCAAGUCUACCAAGAAGCGCCUGCUGUCGGAGGUGAAGGACCUGAAGCAGGAGCUGCUGGGAGUCCAGGGGGAGAAGCAGCAGGCGGAGUUGGAGCAGGCGCGGCUGCAGAAGGAGGUGGUGAGGGUGCAGGAGCAGAUGAACGACAUGGAGGCGCAUCUGACCACCAUACAGGAAGAGAGGGGUCAGCUGGAGACCCAGAUCCAGACUCUGCAGUUUGACCGGAGCCAGCUAGCAGCCGUGACGGAAGAGAACGAAGGCCUGCGGAAACAGGUGGAGCAGUUGGAGGGAGAAGCCAAAAAGGCCAUCUCGGAGCAGAAGGUGCGUGUGAAGCGUCUGGGGACGGAUUUGACCAGCGCUCAGAAGGAGAUGAAGGCCAAACACAAGGCGUACGAGAACGCUGUGGGCAUCCUGAGCCGCAGGCUGCAGGAAGCUCUGACUGAGAAGGAGACCACCGAGGCGGAGCUGGUCAAACUCAAGGCCCAGGUGUCGGAGGGGGGAAACAGCCAGGCCUUACAGGAGAAGAUUAAGGCUCUGCAGGCUGAGCUCAGGGCUGUGGCCCACAGCAAGACGAUGCUGGAGAAGGAGCUGCAGGAAGUGAUCAACCUCACCUCCACCGAGCUGGAGGAGUACCAGGAGAAGGUGAUGGAGCUCGAGGAUGAGCUUCAAGAGGCCCGCUGCUUCAAGAAGAGGAUUCGAAAGUUAGAAGAUGCCAACAAGAAGCUGGCACUGGAGCUGGAGCAUGAAAAAGGGAAACUGGCUGGACUGGCUCAGUCCCACAGCACACUGCGGGAGCACUCCAACAUUUUAGAGUCGGCCUUAGCCAGGAGAGAGGCAGAUCUAGUCCAGCUCAACCUACAGGUUCAAGCUGUUCUGAAGCGCAAAGAGGAGGAGGACCAGCAGAUGAAGCAGGUGGUGCAAACUCUACAGCUGGCCUUGGAGAAAGAGAAAACCAAAGUCAAAGACCUGAAGGAACAGGUGGCGGCAGCGAAGGCGGAGGCAGCUCACAACAGACGGCACUACAGGGCGGCCAUGCUGGAGCUGUCAGAGAUCAAGAAGGACCUGCAGGCCAAAGAGGACCUGGUCAAAGCUCUGCAGAGUGCAUCCCACAAACUACAGGCUCAGGAUGAGCAGCAUGCUCAGGAGGUCUCCAGAUUCCAGGGGGAGCUGGCUGAGGCCCAUUCCCAGCUGCAGAUCCUGCAGAAACAGCUGGACGAGGAGCUGUCCAAGCAGCCGCUCACCAACCAGGAGGUGGAGGAUCUGAAGUGGGAGGUGGAGCAGAGGCAGCGGGAGAUUGAGACCCAGAAGCAGCAGCUGGAGAUGAUGGAGCAGUGUCAGCACAGGGAGCUGGAAAACCUCCAGAGAGCUCUGCAGACCAUCAAGGUGGAGCUGGAGUCGGUGCAGGACGAGCUGAGUGGCACCAGGAAGGACAAGUUCAUGCUGCAGGCCAAGGUGGUGGAGCUGAGGAACAGCAUGAAGACGCUGCUCCUGCAGAACCAGCAGCUCAAACAGGACCUCAAACAGACGCGGCUAAGAAAGCAGCGCAUGGAGCUGAAGAGUGACGGGAACCCAUCGAACCCAGUGACACCGGUUAAGAUCCCAGACUGCCCAGUGCCAGCCUCCCUGUUGGAUGAGUUGUUAAAACCAUCGACUUCCGUCAACAAGGAGCCCCUCAACAACCUGCACAACUGUCUACGGCAUCUCAAGGAGGAGAUGGACAUUCUCCAGAAGCAGAUGGAAGAGCACACAGUGACAGUACAUGAGUCGAUGAACUCGUGGACAAACGCAGAGGAGGAUCAACUGGAGCUGGAAAACAACAUCUCCAAGUCCCCAUUAAACAACAUGGUGGUGGAAAAUAACAAUGAAGCAGAGCCGCAGCCGCAGUGAUGACAGAAGAAGAACUUUUCUCAGGCCAUUAGAGGGAGCGUGGAGUUUUAUCCACAAAGGCACUUUUGAAGAUUCCCUUUUUCUCUUAUCUUAACGAUUGCUGCCAACAUUUGGCGUUCUCCCAUCAGCACAGAAGUGCUUUCGAAAAGUAAUACUUUAUAUACCAUAGCUUUAUUCUUUUCCUCUUUAUUUGACAGUUAUUAUAUUUUUUAUGCUAUUGUCACAUUUAUUUAUUUCAGGAAAGAGAAAUGAUCUGACAGCCUCUCCAAGAGGAUCACUUAUCUUAAGUUUUGUUAUCAUAGACACCAGUUAGAGUAAUAGUUUGAGCAUGUUUUCCUUUUGAGUCUGCAUUCAUUUUCCACUUAAAGCUAUUACGACAUCAUCCUCCUGGUAAUGUUCAGUCCGUGGCUUUGAAUGCUGCUUCAUGAUGGCUGACAUUAUUUGAAAAAAGUGUUUUUGGUGACAACCCGUGAGUCUGUCUCCAGAUUGGCUGUGAACUGUUCUUCCAUUUCUUUGUGCCUGUGUGAGUGGAGUCAGUCAUCUAGGAUUUGACUGACAUGGUUAAACAUCAACGGUUUCUAAGCCGAGACAUCUCCUUUUCAUGAAGUCAUGCAGAAUCGUGGUUUUGUAUUUUCCGCUUGUUCUAAUGCAGUGUUUCUUCUACGUUCGUUGUUACCAUAUCACCACGGGUUCUUAAACCCUAAAACAUUAAUCUCAGUUAUAUAUGGGGGUGUUUCUCUAGCAUGGACUGCAGUAACAAAAAAAAAAAAGCCUUAAGCGAUCUUUAAUAUGCUGUUAAGGACUAAGUGGGUUCGACUGUGCAUAUUCCUCCUGAGGGUGUGUGCGAGAUAUGUUAACGUGUUUGUGUGUGUGAACCCUUACUGAAGAAUGGUUUAUGUAAAAUAAGUGGAAAUGAUCCAAAACUGACGGGGAGAGAAAGUUGUGCGACGAAGCAGAAACGUCACUACUUCGUGCAAGCAGAUGUUACAUUUGGUACAUAUUGUAUUUACAACCCCUUAAAUCAGAUACUUGUUUUAUGGCUGUUUCAUGGGGGCAUUUUGGGAUAAGUUAAUUGUUUCCAGAGGUUAAUAUAUGAAUACGUUCUUUCUUUUUUGUAUGAUUGUAAAUCCAUAAUUGUUUAAUAGUGUAACUAAGAUGAAAUAUCAAAUGCAAAAACCGUACAGCUGCACUAAUAUGUUAAAGCAGACGGGGCCAUUGGAUGGUACGCACAAGCGUUCUGCAUGCGACUGUGCUGCAGCUGCUGAGGCUCAUUCCCACAUUUAAAACACUUUUUUUUUUUACCACCAUUGUAUGCUAAUAAAUUUCCAAAGGGACAAUAAAUAUUCUAAGGGAGAAUGCUUACUGAGGCAACUAAUAUAUAUAUCUUGAAAAUACUGUGUUCUGAUAAAAAGAUUGGACUCUAUCUCCCAGACUACCCUUCACUGUAACGUUGGGUAGUGUGUAGUGAUGGCUGCGCUCAUGCUGCUGUAUUUGCUUUUCUUUCUCUUUAAAGAUUGGAAUUGAUUCAUUCCUUUUUAACAUGUGUGUUGGGAGAUGUGAUUGUAUUUAUCAUAAAAUUGCACUAUUCAUCCGUA
Eleginops maclovinus (Patagonian blennie) is the source of this 6376-nucleotide messenger RNA. It is a transcript of the gene golga3, whose product is annotated as golgin A3. NCBI's taxonomy places the organism in Eukaryota, Metazoa, Chordata, Actinopteri, Perciformes, Eleginopidae. The record is from RefSeq and is a predicted model, not a curated record. The coding region runs from base 180 to 4781 and encodes 1533 amino acids. The transcript has 24 exons.